Molecule: messenger RNA, 1677 nt
Organism: Drosophila obscura
Lineage: Eukaryota; Metazoa; Arthropoda; Insecta; Diptera; Drosophilidae
Product: chromatin assembly factor 1 p55 subunit-like
Exons: 3
Coding region: 184-1461 (425 amino acids)
Biological process (GO): regulation of gene expression
Cellular component (GO): ESC/E(Z) complex; NuRD complex; nucleus
Molecular function (GO): histone binding
Source: RefSeq, a predicted model, not a curated record
GCAAACACUUCCAUCUCUAGCAUCAGGCGACAAAGAAAGCAGGAACAAAAUUGCUCCAAUUGUGCGAUUUCUUAUAAUAAAAGUGCCUCAAAAGUGCUACUUAUUGUCUUUUGCUUUGUGUUGAAUUUAGCGCGCCUUUCCGCUCAAGUAUUUGCCGUUCUUGCGACCGAUUGUGUCUGAAAAAUGGAGGAUUACAGUCACAAUGAAUCCAAUGCCAAUGCCAAAGACGACGACAAUCAUGUGAUCAUCGAUGAGUACAAAAUUUGGAAGAAGAAUACACCGUUUAUGUACGAUGAGAUUGUGACACACGUGCUGGAGUGGCCAUCCUUGACGGCCCAGUGGCUGCCGGUUGCCACCAGGCAGGAUGGCGGCGAAUACUCGAUGCAUCGCCUCAUUUUGGGCACACACACAACGCACAACGUGCCGAAUCACUUGAUGAUUGCCAGCGUGCCAAUACCCACCGAGGAGGCGCAGACUGAUAGGUCGCACUACGACAGCGAGAAGGGCGAGUACGGUGGCUUUGGUUCGGGUUUUGGCAAACUCGAGAUGGAGGUCAUCAUCAACCACGAGGGUGAGGUGAACCGUGCCCGCUACAUGCCACAAAACGCUCGCAUUAUUGCCACCAAAUCGCCAAAAUGCGAUGUCCUCGUGUUUGACUACACAAAGCACCCGACUAAGCCGGGCAGUUCCGGCCAAUGUGUGCCAGAGCUGCGCCUGCGCGGCCACACAAAGGAGGGCUUUGGCCUCGCCUGGAAUCCCAAAGAGACGGGUUCUUUGUUGUCGGCUUCUGAUGAUGAAACCAUCUGCUUUUGGGACAUAAAUGCCUCGCCCAAGGCACAACGCGUGAUCGAUGCCAAGAACAUUUUCACCGGACACCACGCUCCGGUUCAGGAUGUCGCCUGGCAUAAUCAGCAUGACUCGAUCUUUGGUUCCGUGGCCGAUGACCGCAAGCUCAUGAUCUGGGACAUACGCAACGGCGACACCACAAAGCCAUUGUCUACCACCGAUGCCCAUGCGGACGUAGUCAAUUGUCUGUGCUUCAAUCCCAUCUCACAGUUCACAUUGGUCACUGGAUCCGCUGACAAGACAAUUGCCCUGUGGGAUUUGCGCAAUCAGAGCAAGAAAUUGCAUUCGUUUGAGGGGCACAGGGGCGAGAUCACCCAGAUUCAAUGGUCGCCCGAAAAUGAAACUAUCAUCGCUUCGGCCAGCAGCGAUCGCCGCUUGAACGUCUGGGAUUUGUCGAAAAUUGGCGACGAACAAUGCCCCGACGAUGCCGAGGAUGGACCGCCAGAGCUGCUCUUUAUCCACGGCGGACAUACAGCCAGGAUCAACGACUUGUCGUGGAAUCCCAACUUCAUGUGUCCCUGGACCAUGUGCUCUGUGUCCGAUGACAAUGUGUUGCAAGUGUGGCAAAUGGCUGAAAUUAUGUUCCUGGACGAAGAGGAGGAGGAGGAGGAGUAGUCCGUUAGCCGUCCGUAUUCAAGCAAACAAUAAGGCUAACCUAAUUAAUCCUUUUGCAGUGGCUGUCAGAAUAAGAUUUGCAUCAAAUAUCCUACAGAAUGAGACAUUGUCUCUACUUAUAUCAUAAUACAACCAAACAUACAUACAUAUAUGUACUUAAUAGAUCAUAUCUCAUUUGCUUGUCAUUAAUUGUAGAUUUUCGGAGGCUACAAAAUA